Messenger RNA from Ostrea edulis (European flat oyster), 4162 nucleotides. RefSeq lists its product as uncharacterized. Gene Ontology annotation, biological process: regulation of cell cycle; positive regulation of protein ubiquitination; negative regulation of apoptotic process. Gene Ontology annotation, cellular component: cytoplasm; nucleus. The transcript is spliced from 10 exons. Gene Ontology annotation, molecular function: cysteine-type endopeptidase inhibitor activity involved in apoptotic process; ubiquitin protein ligase activity. Lineage: Eukaryota; Metazoa; Mollusca; Bivalvia; Ostreida; Ostreidae. Bases 43 to 1158 code for a protein of 371 amino acids. The record is from RefSeq and is a predicted model, not a curated record.
GCUCCAUCCACCGAAACCAAAAGUGCUGAAACAGAUUACCAGAUGAUUGUCGAAGUGGUGAAACGUUUGAUCAUUACACUCCCUCUCUUCUGUGUGUGCAAUGUUGAAGAGAGAAGAUGUAAUUCGUCAUUACAUACCCAGAGGGUGACAGACCACUGCCCAAGAAAUGAAGACGAGUUUGAAAGAAGGGACAACAAAUUCAAUUGUUCCUUUUACCCGCAAAAUUGCACCAGCCAAUCGUCGUUUUCUUACCACUGUGUGCCUAAUGCGUGGAGAAAUGCGUCCGUGGAAGUAUGUGCAAUAGCUACUACAAUUGUAGGUUCUACGUGUGCAGAGUUUAACUAUGGAGGGAAAAUGGUUCAGGAGCACAACAAAGGAAAAUGUUCAUCAUGUCCUUUUAGAUAUCCAUCGACAGAGGCUUACAAAUAUAGGGAAUGCUACAGCCAUGAAAAAGACCAAUCGCCUAAAAGAAAGAACAUCACCGGAAAUGUUAACUCAAAUGACACAGUGCUGUCUAAUAAUGAAUCGUCGAAGUGUAACGUGGGAUGUCCUGAUGCUGAUCCUGAUGUGAAUGUAAGAUGGGUGGCAGUGAUACUUGCAUUUAUAUCAGCUAUAGUUUUUGUGGUAUCGAUAAUAAGGAUUUAUAAAAGAACCCAUUGGAACCCUAGAAAAGAUACUAACAAAAUGGUGGAAUCUCCUAACAUUCAAGGUUGUUAUGAAAAGACAGAAGAAGGCAAAAGACUUUUAAAUCACACAGAAAAUACUGAUCAUACGAAGACCGGGAUCCCUGAAGAUGCUAUACACAAAGGCUACUUUUCACCAAAUAGAAAAACGCCAGUCAUCCCAGCACAUGAUAUCAGCAAAUCCUUCACAUCGUUACACGAACCUGAAUAUCCGAUUUACCUAACCUUCAGUAUAAGGCUGCUGUCAUUUUCCGAAUCCGAAUUCCCACUUACAGAUAAAACUGAAGAACUAGCCAACGCAGGAUUUUUUUAUGAAGGCUUUGAAGUCUGUACACAAUGCUUCCAAUGCGGUUGUAGAAAGCAGGAUUGGAAAUCAGAUGACAACGCAUUAUUAGAACACCUGCGUCUGAAUAGCAAUUGUUCGUUUGUGCUGUCAAUAAAGAAAGGAAAUGAAGGUGUACACAACAAUGAAUAAGGAGGAAUAUAUUUAGAGGCAAAUCACUUAAGAAAAUUAACUCCUGAGCUUUUGAGCACAACUGCGCAGGAUGCUACAACUGAGUAUUUAAUCGUUCAAUACUGAUCCCAACGGUGCAAACAUAUUAUACAUUUAUUAAUGAACCCUAUCAAGUUGAGCAUUUUUGUGUCAAUUCAAAGCUUGUUGUAUUUUUAUAUUAUAAAAUUAUUUCAUCAUAUCUGUAAAGUCACGUCUUGGUAUCCAAUAUAUUCCUUACGAAAUAACAUUGGCCAUUACAUUAUAUCAAUGUAUAAAGAUGUAAUAGCAAAUGAAUUAUAUCAAAAACUUUAAAAAAAAUUAUAGAGUCUACAAUUGGGGGAUAUAAACCACACUUCAAUCUUCAUGUAUAGAAGAUCAUUAUAUUGUAUGCAAUGAGAUUUAAACACACAAACACAUAACAAUAUAUAGAAUAAGAUUUAAACACAUACAUACAUACACACAAACACAUACACACGUACACACACAUUGUAUACAAUAUAUACAGAUUUGGAUAUGCACAUAAAUACCGGCACUUGUGUGUAUAUUUCGCAUUUCUCAUUCGUUGAGAAGAUGUAAAUGUAAAAGAGUGAAUUUCGAUAAGGAUGAUUUUAUGUCCACGAAAUUCCAAAAGUGAUAAUCAUACCAAUCAGAAUAAAACUUAAAUCCUCCUAAUUUCUCGCGUAGAAAAAUAUUUUGUUAAACAUAACUGAUUCUACCCACAAGCACGCUGAGGUUAACAUUGAAAAUAUGCUGGAGUACCUCAUUGGCAAUAUCGUCGUAGUCUUUCGUGAUCAGGUCUUCCAACAGUUUAUUGCAAUUCAUAUGGGCAAGAAUUGUACUCCUUUGUUAUGAAAGGUGAAGAUAACGAACAGUGAUCAAUUUCAUAACUCCUACAAGCAAUACAAAAUAGAUAGUUGGGCAAACACGGACCCCUGGACACACCAGAGAUGGGACCAGGUGCCAAGGAGGAGUAAGCAUCCACUGUUGACCGGUCACACCCGCCGUGAGCCCUACAUCCUAUAUCCUGUUUAUAUGGGUAUUGAAGGUGUGUAUAUGGCAAAGAGUUUGAUUUUCUUCAAUUUUUUUAAAAAGAAAAUUACAUGUUAUUGAAUUUAGUCAAUUUUGAGGAAUUAUUACAUAGAGAGUAAAUGGUUUUUCUGUUUUUCCUUCGACAAUUUUCAACUGAGGACCUUUUUAUUUUACCGAGUAUUUGUAUUGGAUGGAAGAUGUGCAUGUGGCGAGAAUUUUGCUUUUCUUCAAAUUUUAGGAAACUUACAGGUUGUUGAACUUAGUCCAUUUUGAGGAUAUAUUAUAUUAGAUGAAGGACAUGGUUUUUCCAUAUAACUCUUCCCAGUUUUAAAACUAGGGUAUUUGUAAAGAACUUGAUGUACAUAGAGCAUGGAUUUUUAUUUUUUUAUUUUUAUUUAAAUUUUGAAUAUUCACAGAUUGUUGAACUUUGUUGAAUUUGGGGAAAUAUUUGACAUACAGAAAUUUUUGUUUAUCUAUCUACCUCCUGUCACAGUUUUAAGCUAAGAACUUUUAUUCAUAUUAUGCAAAGAAAGUAUUGCACAGCCUGAUGAUGGUUGAUACUACUUGAAGCAAAUGUCUAAAAAUAUGGUUUCAGAAAAACACCCUAUCUAAGCAUUUUCACAGGAGUAUCAUAUCCCGUUUGCGGUGGUCUUGUAACAGAGGAUACCGGUCUAUCAAUAUUUCAUUCCAGUCCAGUAUUGCUGGUCCAACUCUAAGGUUAUACCUUUUUAUCUGGAAAUUAACUGUUUUAUCCAUGAAAGGUGAAGAUAAUGAACAGUGAUCAGUCUCUUAACACCUAUAAGCAAUACAAAAUAGAUAGUUGGUCAAACACGGACCCCUGGAUACACCUGAGAUGGGAUCAGGUGCAUAGGAGAAGUAAGCAUCCCCUAUCGACCGGUAAACUGGUUAUAAGCUAGAAUACCCUUGUGAAAGCUUUCAAAUAUGAUAUGUGUAUGUCACGACACAAAAUAUACUUUGUUGGAUUUUUCGAGGUGACGUAAGUCAGCCUCGUAUGUCAGACCCCAGCUUCAAUGGCGCCCUGUUUUAAUCACUACCAUUUGCGAAAUCACUUUGAUUUUUAAUAUAAUAAAUUUGUUGUCACAUAUGCUAAUGCAACGUAAAAGCUGUCACAAUUCACUUUGAGAUUGAUAUAGGAUCCAUAUGUUUACCCUCUAUGAUAAGCGAGUUAAAUAAUAAUUUAUGAAAUCGCAAUUUUUAUCCCUUCGAUAUGAAACAAAGUCCACACAUCAAAAGGAAUCGCGAAUUAGUGUUUAGGUUUGUAAACAAGAUCAAAAUUAUUUGUCGUUUGCCAACAUUUUAUUCCACGAUCUUAGAAAAACAGAAUUGGACUGUAGGAAACGAUUUGCAUUGCUUCUGUAUUCAUUCACAUUUUCACAUAUAGACGGGGAAAACAUGGUCUAUUUUUCUCUGGGAAUUCUGGGUAAACAGCUGUCUCCUCUUAUGUCUGAAAAUUAUGUUAAUUAGCCGAUUUAUCGCCUAUCAAAAAAUAGUUCACAUUGAUAUUAUGUUCCAUUUUUAUUAAACUGUUAUAUAUAAAUUCUGUUUUAUGUCAGAUUGAAGAAGUCUUCCUUGUAUGUGAUCUGUUGUAUUUAUCAAGCAGAAAUUGUGUGUAAUUAGAAUUUUAAUAUUAAACUCUACACUAUUUCUCUGUAUCCAUACGCGCCACGCUAUCCUGUUUAUCAACAAGGAGAAAACGUCUUGCCUGAGAGAACUGAUAUAUUCUUGCCAACGCAUUAACUCAAGGUAAUUAUCUGAAACCCAAUGUGUUAAUUUCGUACAAUUUUACCAAAAUAUUUCUUUUGGACGCAUUUUUUGAGAUUUUAAUACUAAAUCUGGGUGUAAACAUGUAAUCUUCGAUCGAAAGGGCCGAGCGCCAUUUCCCGCGCUCUUUCAUGGUCAAGUCAGAUAACUGUAAACAUUGAUUAAGAAAUAUAAA